Molecule: messenger RNA, 3461 nt
Organism: Amoebophrya sp. A120
Lineage: Eukaryota; Dinophyceae; Syndiniales; Amoebophryaceae
Source: the annotation of a GenBank genome assembly
GGGACUCGUAUGACUGCCGUAGUUUCAAUGCUACUUGUAUAUCUGAUUGCAGAAGAGGUCACACCGCAGUAAAGAAGUACUUACGUAUCUUCGUCAUGUCCUUUUUUGAGGACGAUUCGUACUAGAGCGUUGGGUAGAACUGAAAGUAGAACACGAACAACCGAUACUGAAAUAUGAAAUACUUGGACUGUAAUACGAAGGAGUCGGACGUUAAAACAAGUGGAGCGGAAGUCGUCGCAAUGAAUAGGAUACCAGGAGAAAGGUGCCUAGUUUUUAGUUCUAAAUCUAAUCACUGUGUGCGUUGUCUGGUCAUGUACUAGAUUUUUUCAAGAAGAAAUAAUUUCUUUGCAUAGAGGUAGGACUCUGGCUCGAAAGAAAAAUGCACCUGCUCGGAGCGCCAGUGGAUGCAACAGCACUCGUGGACCCGCGGAAGACCGACGACAUUAUUUCGCCGAAGGCAGGAAACAAGGGCUGCAACACCACCAACGCUGAAGGUGCACCAGACCAAGUACUAGAAGCUGCUUCUACCCGUCCACGACAUGCCGGCUUGAACUUGAUGUCGCUGCCGCCUGCUCCGCACGACGAAAAGAUGAACGGCACAUCGGGGAAAGAUGAAGCACCUGGCCUUAUUCUUGCUGCACCCGCGGGUGACGCUUCAUCUACUCGCGCGCAUCAAGCUGAACAGACGCACGUAGUUUGUGUGUUUGUAAACGCUGCAGAAGAUGACUGCGUUGUUCUGAGCGCAAGAAAGCUCUUGGCGACGGCGCCCCCGACGGGCCCGGCCGGGGGGUUGUACAACCCGGCUGCAGCUUUAUCGGGCGACACCACUGUUCUGGCCAAGAAGAUUGAGUGGCUUGGCGAGAAGUUUCCUUUUUGGCGCGUCGUUCAUUCGGUCGAGCAAGAAGGUGUGGCGAAGGAUGUUGCAGAAAGAAUGGCCGCGUCGAACAGUGAGAUGGGCCGGCUCGUUGCGCCGUUCUUAUCCACAACUCGCGCCUGCCGCCCUCCGGACGCAAGUUCAAGUGGUGCAACUUCUUCUUCACCACCCGCUUUUCCCGCUGCAUCAGGGAAGGAAAUAACGUCUCAUGACAAAAGAUCCACGUCCUUUCUAUCCAUAGCUGCGCCCAGCGCUCCUGGAAAAACGGAGAAACCAAACCAUGAGACGCCCACAGGUGGAACACAUGCCCAGCUUCAUACCGUGGCGUCCGUUCAGUCGCUUGACGAACUGGUGGUGGUCUCUGUACCGGAGCAGGACGUAUUUGCGGCCCUGAAAGCCCUGGUGGAGGAGACGACGCGGCCUGCAUUGCGCGUAGGGGCCGGUCUCAGUCCCCGCAGCACUGCGACGGCGACCAGCCGGGCUGCCGCUUUUAUUGCCGCAAAAGAAACGGGCUUCUCCUGGAUGGCGAACAACAAAAAGUCUUCUUCAUCCUCGCGAAAUGUGGAUGACGAAGCUGCACCAGAGAGUGCGGUCGCUCCGCCCCAGAAACGCUUGAAAAUGGAGAAGACGGAGCAGGCUGCGGACGCAAAGAAGACGGCACCAGCUGCUGGAGAAAGUAGGAGUUGUACAGGGGUCGUGCCGGCGCAAAUUGUUUUCCAAAAGGAGGUGGACGGACUCCAUCCGUCUCCCGAGCCUCGGAAGAAUGCGAAAAAUCUGACAAUCGAUACGAACAUUAUUGCCACGGAAGGAAAUAAGGCGAUUUUGCCGAUGGUCGCAGACAGCUCGGGGACGACGACGAAACCGAACGAAAACGUAGACGACGGUGACACCAGCGGGAGUUCUUCGUCCGCCUCCAGUCACAUCGUGGAAAAGAAAGCCCAGCAUCCCGGGAAGCGCAUCGAACUUUCGAUGCGCGAACACAUACCAUUUGAUUUGCUUCCAGCGCAAGUGCAGCAAAGCUUGGUUGCAAAACUAGACGACAACUGGGAAAUACAAGCGGGAUUCAACAAGAACGCGUUCACGAGCGUGCAACACCAGAAGCAAAAUAUUCCGAGCGUGCAAGACCAGACGAGCGGGCAGGAGAGGUUCAGGGAAGAUGCGAAGUCAAUGGAGCUGGCAGCUGCAGUGUCGGGCAGACAUGAAUCAAGCCUGGACCGCCAGCCGAUGAACACAGCUUUCAAACCAGCGCUUUCGACGAUUGCGACCCCUGCACGAACCUUGAUUCUGUUGGAUUGGGAUGACACGGUAUGUCAAAUAAUUUGUUCAUAUUGAUAUGCAUUGAAAGGCCAAUGUAAUGACAUAACUCAUUCUGUUGGUGCGUGUGCAGCUGCUUGCUCUACUUUACGCCUUGUCUACUAUGAUAAUCCUGAUACUGCGUGGCCGGUUCCUGUUGCAACUGUUUGUCCGGUCUUGUUCCUCUCGGAAUGGUUUUCGUUCUUAACGCGCGUGAAAUAAACUAGAAGGAUAAUCAUAAUCAAUAUCAAUAAUCCAUCCACUGUUCUAAAACUCUUACUAGUUGCUCCCCUCCGCAUGGGUUGUGAAGCACAAGAUUCUCCCGGAGGCAGAUUUCCCGUUGCGGGAAAGCGAGAAAGAGCAGCUCCACCUGCUGGCCGACGAGGUGGUUCUGACUUUGCGGGUGUUGAAAUCGCUGGGCCGCGUCGUAUUGGUUACCAACGCAGAGGCGGGAUGGAUCGGGUGCAGUGCGCGCGCGCUCAUGCCCAAGGUGUUCGCCGAGUUGAACGGGGUGCUCCAGAUAAGCGCGCGCUCGAGGUACGAACCCGCGGGCUACCGAAGUCCGUUUGACUGGAAACGAAAAACUUUCGAGGACGAAGUUCGGAAAUACUUUAACCUUGGUGCGGCCUCUACUGCGUCAGCCAGCGCACCGAGGAGCUGUCCUCACGGUGACCGUCAUCUCAUGAAUGUUGUCAGCAUCGGAGACUCCGCCCACGAGCGGGAGGCCCUGAUUGACGUGUGCAAGAAUCUCGACAUCCCGAUCGUUAAGUCGCUGAAGCUCUCGGAGCGCCCGCACCCGCGCCAGCUCCGCAAACAGCACUCAUUUCUGCACCAAUUCUUGCCUCGCGUCGUGCAGUUUCCAGGAUCGCUUGACCUGGUGCUCACUCGUGAUCCUUUGUCCAAAAGCAAAAGUAGCGGCAACGCGAACGCGACAACGCCUGUGGCGCCCGCGAUUCCGUACCUCCAAGGCGCUGCCGCUGGCGCGGCUAGUACUUCGGGGAAGAGCAACACGCCACAAAGCUUAGCAGCGCACAAACGACUAGACACUGGAGAUAGUAGGACAUCGCUGCCGGGAGGACAAGUUACAGGCACCACUACUACGGACUUUCGACAGGCGGACCAAAUCCAGGAUUACGAGCACAAUGCAUUGCUUGCACCAUCUCUCCUGCGGGGCCGCGGUUCUAGUCGACGUAAGAGCACCGCUUCUAGCGUGAGCGACAAAGCCAGGGCUGACGAAGACGCACUAAGAUACGGCCAGUACGCCCGUCAGCAGGUCAUGCGUGCUAACAAGUGA